AUGAUGAAAAAAAAUUCAAAGGAUAUGAAAAACUCAUCACUGAAUUUGAGCUUGCUGAAUGGGGAAGCGAACGGAGCAGGAGACGCAGCGGAGGUGGACGAGGAUGAUCAUUUAGGGCUGGAAGCAAGUGUUGACAAAAAGCCAAAGAAAAAGCUGACCAAGUUAAUCAGCCUGGAUAAGGCGGCAGGGCUAGCCAAAUUUAAAAAGUUUACUCGGUUGAAGGCGUUUGGAAGGUCAGGGGGCGCUGCAUAUGAAGCGGCGUGCCAAGUCGAACGGGACACGCAACAGGGAGAGGCGAGACAAGAAUGCCAAGGAGAACCCACCGAUGAUUAUCCCCCAUAUGAGAAUUCGGGUAGCACCUACCAGAGCAAAAACAACAGAAAAACAAGUUCGAGAGGAACAGAAAUGAGUGACGGUAGUCCAAAAGUGAAGCGAAAAUUUUCCUCCCUCCUAGGAAUGAUAGGUAAGAAAAAAAGUACCAUAAAUUAUGAUGACCACAAAAAAGGGGAAGUAGAAAGUUCGAUCGGCUGCACCCCUUUCGGUGGGAGCGGAAUUUCUUUGAGCACGUUAGGCGAUGAUAUAACGUGUCCAAAUAGGGUGAGUGGCACGUUACCCCUUUUAAGCACAGAAAGUUCCCAAUCAGGGAGGAAGGAAUGCUUAUACAAGUGUGAAAGUCGCGGUGGAAGUUUGGAGGUGGUGCGAGGUGGGCCAGCGAAAAAGGAAAGGAGAGAAGCGCAAGAUGGGGAAAGCGCUAAAACGGCAGAACGGGCACAUUCCGAAGAGAGCCAAAAAUGCGAUGAAUGGGAAGAGGUGAAGGGGCUCGCCGCAAGGGGAGCAGACCAGGUCCACCGUUCCCAUCGCCCUUUCCAUGGCAAGAGGAACAACGCCCUAUGCCUAGAGAACAUAAAACAACUGCUGCAUCUGUGCGAUGAGGAAAUGAAGGACCUGGUGCAGAUCUCCAACUUUGAUAUAGACCUAGAUAUUAACUCCUUUUACUUUAACUUUGUAAAGGAAAAUAGCGAUAGCUCUAUAUCGACAUACAACAUAAAUCACAGUAAAAAUAUUUUCGACGUAAAGCAAUUCAUAGGAAAUUCAAAUGAAAAAAUAACAACGUAUAAGCAGAGUUAUUCUCUCAAUUGGAGAAAAUACGUGUGCAACAUUUCUGUUCAAGAGAGAUGCUAUUUUUGUUAUGAUAUAUUUGGGGAAUCUUCUUCGAUAUACACCUCUGCUUCAUCCCUGGGUAAUGCCUCCCUGUGGGAAAAUCGCUCCAGGGUAAAUGUACGUAUCGAAGGGAAUAGUGGAAGGGAAGAAAAAAACGAAAAAAUAGAAAGUGCCCAAUUGGAUGACGCAGGAGGAGGUCUAAAUGCGCACACCCAGAAGGAGAUAAAAAAAGAAAAUUACUUACUGACAAAUGAAUACAUCGAUAGCACCUUUGAUGAAAUAUAUUACAUUCAGAGGAUUAAUGCAGAUAACGAUUCGCUGUCCGUUUUUGGUAGAAUUUAUGAGAUAUAUAUUUUUUCGAAAAAAUGGAAUAGCAACGGCAGUGGUGGAAAGGGUAGUGGAAAGUGCACAAAUAAAGGGGGGGAUGCCCCUUCUGAUGAGUCCUCUCCAUGCCGCACGAACGUUUCUGUGUAUGUGCUCGUAGUUUUAAAAAAUGGCCUCCUUAAAUAUAUCAUACGGAAAAAAAUACUUAACCAAAUUAGCAAGCGCGUAGACAAAUGGAAAAAAGACAUCAUCAUAAAAGCUGAACAUAUUAAGGACGCCUCCAUACCAUUGUGCAUUCGAAUGAUUGAAAGAAAUGACGAUAUGAUUGAUUACGUCGCUAAAAAUGUAGCAUACUUUUUCGAUAAUUAUUUGCGAGAUUUCAUCCACCUCCUUGUUGUAUAUGUGAAUGACUUUUUUGGCUUAGGUGAAAAUAGGACUCUGGAAAAUUAUUUCGAACGCUCAAGUAAAAAAGUGUAUCAUUUUGUUCAGAAGAAGAAGGUUGGCCUGCGCAACAUGUAUAAUGGUAUUGUACAAAAAAAUGAGGAAAAAAAAACGAAAAAAAAAGCAAGACAAAGUAUCCAAGCUAACCAAAAGAAGCACACAUUUUUCACAUAUCUGUUUAAAAGGAAGAAACAACAUAAAACGGUUGACUCUCCUUGUAAGGAUAAAUAUUCAUUGUGGAUUUCCAUCUUCGAACCAGCCUUUUAUUACAUCACCUCAAAUAAAGUGGCGCACAAUUACAUCAUUUAUAUGAACCAUAUUUACCUUAGAAGACUACUUUUGUUGUAUCUUUUCGUUUUUGUAGUUUACUUGGUAGUAAGCCGUUGUCCAGUUGUUGCCAUGUAA
Messenger RNA from Plasmodium coatneyi, 2331 nucleotides. RefSeq lists its product as uncharacterized. The coding region runs from base 1 to 2331 and encodes 776 amino acids. The record is from RefSeq and is a predicted model, not a curated record. Lineage: Eukaryota; Apicomplexa; Aconoidasida; Haemosporida; Plasmodiidae. The transcript has a single exon.